AUGCGAGUCACAAACCAGUAUGCCCUCGGCCGAUGGGGCACAGCUUGGGGAUUCCGUAUUGCUGCUGCCGUCUCCAUCCUGGUGUUAUUCUACCUGGCCUUGUCCUCUAGCCUGUCGAAGGAGUUGCUUGGCACCGGGCAUUGGACCGCACCAUCGCCCAACGAUUCCAACUCUAAACACACGGCCGAACCCGUCUCGUCGUCGUUAGCAGAGCCCACUCAAGUACCGCAGUUGGACUCGCCCGCUGCUCCAACGUCGAUCAUCGAAGUGGAGGUGGAGGCCACCUCGACGGCGAUCAUCGAGCAGCCAAAACCAACGUUCAUCGAGAGUACACACGUCAAUAAGAACCUGGACCUGCCUGCCCUCCUGGCGCAAUUGUGGAAGCCAAAAUGCCACCCGCUUGAGAAUCCCGUUUUCAUCACCAACGAGGGCAUUUGGACGAAACCGCUUGGGAACAAGGUGGUGGUCAUCGAUGUCGACACACGAGUUAGCGAGGACAAUGAGAACACGCUGCUGAACCCCAACCCGUUUGACUUCACGAAGCUUGGUGGAAGGACUGGUGGCCAUCUGAACCACUAUCUCUAUGCAUUGAUCCACGGCUAUGACUACCGACUCAUCAAGGCCGCCGACUACCCCGAUAGACACGGUACCUGGGUCAAGGUCAGCAUUCUCAAGGAGGCUCUCAAGACGCACGACUACGUGGUAUUUCUCGACGCCGAUGCCGUCAUCACCCACCUCGAGCUUCCCGUCGAGUGGCUCAUGAACCUCUGGAACUACAAACCCCACACCCUCAUCGCCAUGGCCGAAGAUCUGGACAUCCCGCCGGACUACGACCCCCAGGGCAAGAUCAUCCUCAACACCGGAUUCCUCAUCGCGCAGGCCAGCGAGCGGACGAACCAGAUGAUGGACAUGUGGGAGACGUGCCCCGAGAAGAUCGAGGGCUGCAACCACUGGAAGCACAACUGGGCCCACGAGCAGUCGGCCUUCUCGUACUACAUCCGGUACAACUUCACCGAGCCCGACGAGGUGCGCAACAUCCCGUGCGCCCACGCCAACGGCAACGAGUACUACGAGGAGGGCAAGGGCGCGUGCCGGGGCCACUUUGUGAGCCACAACUGGCAGACCAAGGAGAAGACCGUGAGCAUCCUGCAGAGGAGCGUCAUGAGGAUGCUGGUCGACCGGCUGCACAGCCACUUCAAGGACGAGCAGCACACGCUCUUCGUCAACGGGUCGGCCACUCCGUAUCCGAUCCAGGGACUUCAUAUUUAA
Molecule: messenger RNA, 1269 nt
Organism: Clonostachys solani
Lineage: Eukaryota; Fungi; Ascomycota; Sordariomycetes; Hypocreales; Bionectriaceae
Source: the annotation of a GenBank genome assembly